Messenger RNA from Xiphias gladius (swordfish), 1868 nucleotides. Its product is annotated as solute carrier family 22 member 7-like. Gene Ontology annotation, cellular component: membrane. Gene Ontology annotation, molecular function: transmembrane transporter activity. The record is from RefSeq and is a predicted model, not a curated record. Gene Ontology annotation, biological process: transmembrane transport. The transcript is spliced from 11 exons. Bases 45 to 1712 code for a protein of 555 amino acids. Lineage: Eukaryota; Metazoa; Chordata; Actinopteri; Istiophoriformes; Xiphiidae.
CAGUUGCUGAUAGUGCAGCAGUCCUGGCCACUUUUCAACACAGGAUGAAGUUCGAGAAUAUCCUGGAGGAAGUGGACGGUUUCGGGCCGUUCCAAAUCAUCCUUAUCAUCCUGCUCUGCACCCCUCGAAUAGUUCUACCCUGUCACUUCUUGUUGAAUAUCUUCAUCGCCGCGGUGCCUCCUCACCGCUGUGACAUCAGCAGCCUGGGUGACGCAGGACUCUUCAGAAAUCUGACUCCGGGGCAGAGACUGACCGUCAGCGUUCCCCUACGAGAGGAUGGGGUCCCGGAAUCCUGCGAGAUGUUCGCGGAGCCUCAGCUUCAGCUCUUAUCCAACAGCUCACACAGCGCUCAGCUGCCCACGGUUCAGUGUCGGAGUGGAUGGGUUUACGACAACUCCACCUUCACCUCCACCCUGGCGACGGAGUGGGAUCUCGUCUGUGAUAGAAAGAGCCUGACGAAAACCACAACUACAAUCUUCUUUUUCGGAGUGAUGAUGGGAGCCAUAGCUUUUGGAUUCCUCUGUGAUAAGUAUGGGAGGAAAAACACCCUCCUGGCCUCAUACAUCAUGUCGAUCGUGUUCGGCUUCUCCAGUGCGUUUGCAAACUCCUAUGUCCUGUUUGCGGCGCUGAGAUUUCUCACUGGGUUCGGACUGACGGGAAUCAUCAUCAAUUCGAUCGUUCUCAGCAUUGAGUGGGUCGACACGGGUCACAGGUCAUUUAUCGGUGUGAUCGGCAGCUUGGCCUGGUCCGCAGGUAACAUGCUGCUAGCUGGGUUCGCCUUCCUGGUGAAGGACUGGCGGACACUGAUCAUGACUGUUACAGCCCCUCUGGCUUUUGCAGUAUUGACCUGGUGCUGGAUUCCUGAAUCUGCUCGAUGGCUUUUAGCGAAUGGAAAAGUGGAAAGAGCCCAGUUUUACCUUGACAAAUGUGCAAAGAUCAACAAAAGACAAAAACUCUCAACCAAAUUCAAACCGGAGACACUCUCCAACGUAGAAAUCCUGGAGAAGCAAGACAAAAACUACACUUACCUUCACCUCAUCAAGACACCGAAGAUGAGACGGUUAACUCUGCUAACUGGGAUUGUGUGGUAUGGAGUUGCGUCCACCUACUAUGGAAUCAGCCUGAACAUCAGUGGAUUUGGGUUAAACAUGUACCUCACGCACUUCAUCUAUGCGGCCAUUGAAGUUCCUGCCAAGCUGAUGAUCUAUUGCUUUCUCAACAUCCUUGGGCGCAGGAAAUGUCAGGCAGGCACGCUGUUACUGACAGGAAUCUGCAUCGCCAUUAACAUCUUCGUUCCAGAAGGUCUGUGGCACGUGCGUGCGCCUGUUGCUGUUCUCGGGAAAGGCCUAUCAGAAGCCUCCUUCACAACUGUCUUCCUCUACACAACGGAGCUUUACCCCACAGUCAUCAGACAAAAUGGUUUGGGCUACGCCAGCUUCAUGGGUCGUCUGGGCGUGGCGGUGGCUCCUCUCAUCCUGCUGCUGGAGGACGUGUGGGCUCCUCUACCCCAGAUUGUCAUCUGCUCUGUGGCCAUCAUAUCUGGCAUGGUGUCCCUGCUGCUUCCCGAGACACAGAAUGCGAGGCUGCCGGAGACAAUUGACGACAUCGAAAGGCCGAGAAGAAAUAAAGUCUCCUGUCACCCCGUGGAGCCUUCGGGCGUUUCCCUGGAGUCAAAGACCACAACAGACGCUCAGCAGCGAAGACUAGAGUAGAACAAGGACUCUGUUCAUGUGGCGUGGGCAUGGUAGUUCAUGUCACUGAGCUACCACGACUUUCGUUAAUGUGAAGAGUGUUUUCGUGUUUGUAAUUUGUAAGAAAACUCAGGUCAAAAUCUUUGCAUGAUUGUGUGGUUUGUAAAAAUCGAGAUA